Molecule: messenger RNA, 1166 nt
Organism: Alligator sinensis (Chinese alligator)
Lineage: Eukaryota; Metazoa; Chordata; Crocodylia; Alligatoridae
Product: parvalbumin beta-like
Exons: 5
Coding region: 68-397 (109 amino acids)
Cellular component (GO): nucleus; cytoplasm
Molecular function (GO): calcium ion binding
Source: RefSeq, a predicted model, not a curated record
UUUUGGUAGAUCUUUUAUCUUUUUUUCUCUGCUCUCAGCUUGGGAAAACAAAGCAACAAGCUCUAACAUGGCUCUCGCUGGUAUCCUGACUGAUGCUGAAAUUACCACUGGCCUACAGAGCUGUCAAGCUGCAGAUACCUUUAAUUACAAAACCUUUUUUGCCAAAGUGGGUCUGAACUCCAAGUCAAAAGACCAGCUGGCCAAAGUUUUUGGGAUCCUAGACCAGGACAGGAGUGGCUUUAUUGAGGAAGAUGAACUGAAACUUUUCCUGCAGAAUUUCUCUGCCAGUGCUAGAGCUCUCACUGAUGCUGAGACCAAGGCUUUCCUGGCAGCGGGUGACAGUGAUGGAGAUGGUAAAAUUGGAGUGGAUGAGUUCCAGGCCCUGGUUAAAUCUUAAAGAGGAUUCAAAAUGAAGACCAAGCUAACUGUACUGUAAACAAUCUUUCUUAUUGCAAAUCUACUAUUUAUUUAUGCAUUUUAUACAACGACAAUGGCAUUAACAGUUGCCAGUAUAUUCUUUCUUACUGGAAAAUGUGUGAACUUGCUAUGCACUAUCUGAACGUUACUGUCUGCUGUCUUCAUUAAAAGGAAGCUACAUCACUGGAAACUAGUCUGAUAAUUAAAAUAAUUUGUAGACUUUGUGGUUUUCUUUCAGUAGCUGAAAGUAAAAUAUAUAACAAAUGUGUAAUUUAAAAUGUCUCUAUGAGUUUUUCUUUAAUAUUUCCCCCCAAAAAUGUGACUUUCAAUGAUAGUCCAUGAAGCCAAAAGGGCAAGCCUCAUUUGUAUACCCAACUACCAUUUACCUUAAAUAACUGGUUUAAUAAAAUUCAUGGAUCUGCAAGUUGGGUGCAUAUUGCAGGGAAAGGGGGCUUCAUGAUCAAGGUGUUUUGAGGCCAUUUUUACUUAUGUGACUAUAUUGUUCUGUUAACAUGCUCAAUAAGAAAAUGCUAGCAAAAUAUGCUAAAUCUGUCAAGACUCUUAGCUUAUAGUGAUGUCUCAUGUACAGACAUGGUAGGAUCUGGCUCUGCACAAGUUACUCAUUUCCUUUAACAUAAAAUCAGCUGAAUCCAGUGUGCUUCUGCUAUAGCAAUAACAUUGAAACAAACACUGUGGGGUUUGAGGAAUAUGGGUUCUUUGAGGAAUAACCUACCUGCAUGCCCACCUGA